This is a messenger RNA of Drechmeria coniospora, 1035 nucleotides long. RefSeq lists its product as uncharacterized. Gene Ontology annotation, biological process: NLS-bearing protein import into nucleus; protein localization to nuclear inner membrane; nuclear pore organization. The transcript is spliced from 2 exons. Bases 1 to 1035 code for a protein of 344 amino acids. Gene Ontology annotation, molecular function: structural constituent of nuclear pore. The record is from RefSeq and is a predicted model, not a curated record. Gene Ontology annotation, cellular component: nuclear pore central transport channel; nuclear pore. NCBI's taxonomy places the organism in Eukaryota, Fungi, Ascomycota, Sordariomycetes, Hypocreales, Ophiocordycipitaceae.
AUGUCGCUCUUCGGCCAGUCCAAGGGCUUCGCCUCGGCCGGCCUCUUCUCGCAGUCGCAGCCGGCGCAGCAGCCGCAGCCGGCGCAGCAAGCCGGCGGCGUCCUCGGCCAAACCAUGGGUGCCGCCGUGAUGCAACCCUCGCAGCAGCCGCAGCAGAUGCCUGCUCUCGCACAGUCGGCGGCGCAGCUGUCGAGCUCGCUCUGGCAGCCCGGAAGGGAGGCUCCGCGUAGGCUCCCAGCUCUCCGUCCGCGGCCGUCUCGUGCUGAUUCUCGGAUAGAUCAAAAGCCCAUCCUCGACCAGAUCAAGCUCGUCACCGACAAAUGGGACCCGUCGAGCGCCAACUGCGUCUUCAAGCACCACUUCUACAACAAGGUGGACGAAGCCCACAUUCCCUUCUACAAGCCCCAGCCCCACGAGGACCCGCGCGAGUGGGAGGAGGCCCUCCAGAAGAAGCCCGCGCCCGGCUUCAUGCCCGUCCUCUGCUCCGGCUACACGGGCGUCGCCGACCGGCUCAAGACGCAGAAGCGGGCCAUAUCCGAGUUCAACACGCGGCUGCACCAGAUCAACGGCAGCCUCGACGCCAUCCUGCAGCGGCACGAGCUCGAGACCGAGGUGCGCGCCCUCGCGGCGCGGAGACGGCAGACGGCCGUCAGCGAGCGGUGCCUGGCGCUCGCCGCGCGCGUGCAGAUCCUCAGGAACCGAGGGUACGCCCUGAGCGGCGACGAGGACGACCUCAAAAACCGGCUGCAGAGCCUCGAGAAGGAGGUCCAGGACCCGUCCCUCGGCGCGAGGGAGGAGGAGCUGUGGAGCCGGCUCAUCGUCCUCCGCGGAUACUCGGAUCGCCUAAACAAGGAGCUCGACAAACCGGCCGGCUCCGACGGCGAGGGCUUGGACGCCGAGACGGAAGCAAAGGCCAAGAGGGUGUUGGAGGACUACGAGAAGCAGCUGCAGCACUUGAAAAAGGAGCUCGAGGCCCUCGGCGUCGACUUUGAUGAGUGGGAGAGGAGCCGGAGCGUGCACGCCAACGCGAGGUGA